ACCGCCCUGACAGAACCAGAAGCAUUUCAAUUUUCCGCCAUUGAAGAGUCCUAUGAAACCUCUCCAUUUCCAUUAAAUUCCGUCAAGACCCUAGUCCACAGGCCAUGCAAUUCGGUUCUCUCUCCUCCAAGACUCUCCUUCUCCGCCUCUCCUCUUCUUCCACCUCCGCCUCGCCUCGCCGUGCGAUCUCCGUAUUCGUCGCUGGUUUCUCCGCCACAUCGUCCUCGUUUUCCAACGGCCCGGGUUCUGUGUCCGGUUUAUAUCCUCCGAGACGUCCUCACCACGACGAGGAGUCUCGGAACGUUAGGGUUUCGGUGUGGUGGGACUUCGAUAACUGUCACUUGCCUGUGGGCGCGAAUGUAUUCAAGGUGGCUCAAGCCAUCACCGCCGCGGUCAGAAGCAGCGGGAUCAAAGGUCCCAUCACCAUCACCGCCUUUGGCGACGUCUUCGGGCUCUCCAGGACGAACCAGAAUGCUCUCUCCGCCACGGGAAUCACUCUCACUCAUGUCCCGCAAGGUGGGAAGAACAGUGCUGAUAGAUCUUUGAUUAUAGAUCUUCUGUGUUGGGUUUCUCAGAAUCCACCUCCAGUUCACCUCUUCCUAAUCUCCAGUGACAGGGAUUUUUCAAGUAUAUUACACAAAUUGAGAAUGAACAACUAUAACAUAUUGCUCGCGAGCAAGGAAUCUGCCUCUGGUGUCCUUUGCAGUGCCGCGACAAUUGCGUGGGACUGGAAUGCAUUGGCUAGAGGUGAGAACGUGACCGCUAAGCACUUCAACCAGCCGCCUGACGGCCCGUAUCAUUCUUGGUAUGGUCAUUACAAGGUUCCUCUUCUGGAUCCUUUUGCAAUCACUGAGAAAUCAAGUUGUGCUGAAACUGAAGAAUUAUCUGAGUCUAAUUCUAAUUCUAGUUCGGAUUCUACUGCCCGUUCAGUCCCAAAAAAAGUUGUGGAGCAGAUCCGUAUGAUUCUUCUGAGUUCAUACCCUAAGGGAACAUCCAUUGCUGAACUACGUGCGGAGCUGAUCAAGAGCAAUGCACCGAUGGAUAAAGGCUUCUACGUGUAUAGGAAAUUUUUCCGGCUUCUACUGUCCAUGCCAGACAUCUUUAAAGUUUAUAAAGUGGGUGACGGCCAAUAUUUUGUUAGUGGGAUCAUGCGGAAAACGCCUAUUCAGCUUAGUCCUGGCUCUGGCUUAGCUGCUGCCAAUGAACAGAAUGUUGCAGAGAAGGAAACUCAUAAGGCUGCAUCACUAAAACUAAAUAAUGAAGCAUUAGUUGCUGAUUUAGCUGUGGAAGCUAGACGAGAUGAUACACUAGGAAAGAUGCAGCAGAACUUUACAGACAUAGAUAAGCAUGCCAAAGAAGAAGGGCAAGAGUUAGAAAAGAGUUCCCAAGAGCCAGUUCCAGUUAGCGGGCAAUGUGUUGAGGUGAUGGAUGGAUCCAUGACAAAGGAUGAUAAGGCUACUAUGGUCGGGGAUUCCGAAAAAGGUGGACUUGCUCAGACACUAAAGAGACUAUGGUUUGGUUCAUCUGAGACAGAAUCAAUGCAUCCCCUAGAAAUUAAACAUGUUUCUGGAGAUGGGUUGGAGGACAAAGGGGUUGUUGACAUGGGAAAGAUCAAGGAUAAGGGCCUAAAACCAUUCAAUCAGGAAGUUGAUCCCAUGAGCCGAUCUUCGCCUUCCACCUCUGUUGGAUCUGCCAUGGAGGUGAAAGCAAGUGGUUCAGUAGGGAAUGAGAAAUCCAUGAGUCCAGGUUUUUUUAAUCGAUUUCGGAAGUGGCUCAAGUCUUGGGGAGGGAAUACAACCACAGCAGAGCUUAACCAUGAAGCAAGAGGAACUCAAGAGCUAGUGGAUGUUAGUUCUCAAGCCCACGAAAUUUUUGCUAAAGAUUCUUUAUGGGGUGAUGUUGAAUAUUUCAUUAAUUCUCCAAGAGGAUACACCAUUGUUACUCACUCAAGGACAAGGGAGGCAUUGGCAAGGAAUCUACAGAAGGAAGGACCUUCAUGUCUCAAACCUCUGAGCGAAUCCAAUAUGAUUAAUUUCAUUGAUCUGUUAAUAUCAGAGAAGAAAUGGAUCGAACAGAAUCCUGCAGACUCCUUACCUUUUAGAGUCGCCAAGAAAGGCUCUAGCCUUAGCCAUUCUCAUGCCGCAAAUGGGUUGAGAUUCUUAUUCUUGGAUUCCUCAAAAUCACUGUCGCAAGAACAAGAUUGUGAGCAAAUGCCCAAGAAUGUUGCUCAUGCUGGAGUUUCUGUUACGACACCUGUGGACCGGAAACUGCCUGAAAGAUCCAGAAGCGAUGUAUUGGCAGAUUGUCAGAAGCUGGUGAAGAAGAUAAUUGUGGAAAACCCUGGAGGCUAUAAGAUGGGCAGCUUCAGGAAAGACUUCUUGGAGGAAUUCGGGUACCAUUUAGACGUUCGGAAGCUCGGUUACGAAAAACUGCAAUCCCUGAUCCAAGUACUGCCCGGAGCAAGGAUCGAAUCGGGAUUGAUUGUUCCUUCGACCACGCCACCUGAUGGCAGACCAUACCGGAAAUGUAGAAAAGAUGAUGAAUCAGAUUUGUCAUUUGAUGAACUCGGUCCAGUUUCCGGAGCUAACACAUCCAGAAAGCUUUCUGAAUACGAGCCAUCUCUUUCAGGAGAUUCUGAUUCUGAUCCAGAGACUGAAGCCGCCAUGAAAGAGAAAGAUGAGCAGAAGAAGAAGCAGGACAUGCGUGGAGAAGAGAAAGAUAGUUCCUUGACACAAAUCCUGGAUUUAUGGCACAACCGCAAAGAAGGUGAUGAUGAUAAGAACAAGGAGAAGCCUGAAACAAUGUACAAGACAAAGCUAGUUCGUGUCGGCAGAGGCAGCGGUAGUAAGAAGCAGAAGCCUACGACGACGUAUUCUUUCGUGGAGGAUUCAGAUGGAAAUAUCGACAAGGAAAAGCUGGUAGAUGGAAUAUUGGGUAGCUUGAAGAAGAAGUUAGGUGAGUCAAGAAUUUAGGGAUGAACCCUAAAAAUCUGUCGUGACCUGACCUCCAUUAAUGCGUCACAUUUUUUUCGCUGUUCUGAUAUCGUUUAUGGAGAUUUUCAGAAUUUUGAUAAGAGUAGAGAUGGUAAAUAGUAUUCGGCUUCAUGUUUUUGGUUUCUCCAUGUAACCGAAUCCGGUUAAAUCCUCAUGGACAUAAUUAUCAAUUG
Molecule: messenger RNA, 3166 nt
Organism: Tarenaya hassleriana
Lineage: Eukaryota; Viridiplantae; Streptophyta; Magnoliopsida; Brassicales; Cleomaceae
Exons: 3
Coding region: 105-2972 (955 amino acids)
Biological process (GO): regulation of gene expression
Cellular component (GO): peroxisome
Molecular function (GO): RNA nuclease activity
Source: RefSeq, a predicted model, not a curated record